This is a messenger RNA of Fundulus heteroclitus (mummichog), 1312 nucleotides long. RefSeq lists its product as uncharacterized. The transcript has 5 exons. The record is from RefSeq and is a predicted model, not a curated record. Lineage: Eukaryota; Metazoa; Chordata; Actinopteri; Cyprinodontiformes; Fundulidae. The coding region runs from base 169 to 972 and encodes 267 amino acids.
UGCGCAUUCAGCCAGAGGAGCGCAGCGUGUUGGUCGCCGUCAGGGUGUGAAUGUGUCCAGACUUCACUGCAGCGUGAAGCGCUUUGGAGCUGUCAGACUAGUUAAAACGCGAACUAAAUACAUUUAGUCCCGCAGCGCGCUGGCAGCAGGAACUGACCGGGUCCAUUCAUGGCAUCUUGGAGCUUUUUUCUGGCUGCGGUUCUGUUCACUGUAGUGGCAGCAGAAAAUCUGACAAGGAAGGCUGGUGAAGAUGUCACCUUCAGGCUGGGAUACAGAAAGCUGAAACCGGGAGAUCAUCUGGUCUGGUCUGGUCCAAAUGAUACAGUUCUCUUGACCAUUGAGAUUGGAGAAGAUAUUGGACCAGACCAGUUGAGAAGACUACAGGUGAAUCUCACAACCGGAUCCUUGACCAUUAACAGUUUCCUGGCUAAGGACAUUGGGGUCUAUAAUGGGAAGAUCUUCAUCAUCAACAGUACGACUCAGAAGUUCAACCUCGUCGUUGAGGUCACGAUAGUGGCAGCAGAAAAUCUGACAAGGAAGGCUGGUGAAGAUGUCACCUUCAGGCUGGAAUACAGAGAUCUGAAACCUGGCGAUCAUCUGGUCUGGUCUGGUCCAAAUGAUGAUCUCUUGACCAUUGAGAUUGGAGAAGAUAUUGGACCAGACCAGUUGAGAAGACUACAGGUGAAUCUCACAACCGGAUCCUUGACCAUUAAAGGUCUCCUGCCUAAUGACACUGGGGUCUAUAAUGGGAAGAUCUUCAAUGGCAAUGGGACGGAUCAGCACUUCCACCUCACUGUUGAGGAGCCUGAUCCCAUCCCACCAAACGCUGAGUCUCAUACCUGGACAAUUGUUGCUGUUGCUGCUGUUGUUGGUUUUGCUAUCGUUGUUUCUGCUGUCUUGGUUCACCGUUACCUCAUUCCGUUUAUAAAAAAGAGGAAGACAGGCCAGUGUAAUUCCAGCGGUGUGAUCUGACUCCCAGCAUCCAGCCUUCACAGCAUUCCUUGUUGAGAAACCUCCACAGACCCGGUGUGAGUCCUGCAGAGGCCAGCGUCUCCAUCAUGAGGGAUAUUUUUAUGGACUCGUUCAGACUUUUCCACAAAACAAGUUUUACCAGAAAUAACGAACGAGAAAACGAGCAGAAACUGAACGUAGGAGUUGACUCCCGGGUCUUUUCUGUUACAAAAGAUGAUGAUAAUGAUGAUGACGAUGGUGAUGAUGAUGAUGAUGAUGCCUCUUCUCAACGUCUCUGAUCCGACUGAAAACUGUCUGUUGCUCCACUAAAGUCUCAGGAAGUCGAUACCCAUGGCUGUCU